Molecule: messenger RNA, 627 nt
Organism: Strongyloides ratti
Lineage: Eukaryota; Metazoa; Nematoda; Chromadorea; Rhabditida; Strongyloididae
Exons: 2
Coding region: 1-627 (208 amino acids)
Source: RefSeq, a predicted model, not a curated record
AUGAGUUGCUAUUUACAAGUAGCUGAAGAUCCAUCACGAUGUGAGAAAGAAGACUUUGUGAUAAAAAAUUGUUUAAAAUCAUGCCAAAAAUGUGAUGGUUUGAUUAUUCCACCUGAGUAUGAUUUAAAAAAAGUACCUCCACAUUUAAAAAGAAUUGCUUUUUUAAUUGGUAGGUGGAGGAGUGAUUUUGGUGGAAAGGCUGAUUUUCCGACUAUUCCAAGAUUUACUUAUGGUGAAGAAUUAGAUUUUAAAAUGACAAAUCUUAAUACAUCACAUCCUUCAUUAAAUUAUACUGCUUUUGCUUGGGAACAAUUUGAAGAAAUUGAAUUACAUUCAGAAACAGGAUACUUAACGAUGAAUAAUAAUGGAACAACUGUUGCAUUGACAACUGUUAUGAGUAACGGUUUUGCUACCGUUGAAGAAGGUGUAGAAAAUGGUAAUUCUAUUGAAUUUAAAUUAAAAAGGAUUGGAAGAGUUAAUUUUUCAAGAGAUUUACCUGUUAGAAGAAUGACAAGAACAUGGAUGUUAAUGAAUGAAACAUUUUUAGAAUCAAAUUUAGUCAUGUCAACUGCUACUCAUCCAAUGAUAUUACAUACCAGUAUAACUUAUGAAAGAAUAUUUCCUUAA